Messenger RNA from Echinostoma caproni, 270 nucleotides. The record is from the annotation of a GenBank genome assembly. Lineage: Eukaryota; Metazoa; Platyhelminthes; Trematoda; Plagiorchiida; Echinostomatidae.
AUGAACGAACUUACGACUCACAUAAUGGAAGUGAUAUUUGCCCGUAUGCUCUAUACAAAAGCCAAAAUGGAUGAGUCAAGUGGUGCGGGGCCAAAAGGCACAAUCGGAGUCCCGGGUUCAUCCGUUCCGUCCGGGUCCAUUGCAAAUGGACUGACAGUGCUCCAAAACCAAAUCUUAUCUAUCGUUCGAACUUUUGUAGGCGAGCGGGGAAUCCCGGUAUCACAAUUGUGUGAAAAACUGCGUGGUAUCCCCGAGCGCCAAAUCAGGUGA